This is a messenger RNA of Tinamus guttatus (white-throated tinamou), 1508 nucleotides long. NCBI's taxonomy places the organism in Eukaryota, Metazoa, Chordata, Aves, Tinamiformes, Tinamidae. The record is from RefSeq and is a predicted model, not a curated record.
AAUUCUGGAAGCUAUGGACAUACUCUUCAGAAUACGAGGAGGCUUGGAUCUGGCAUUCCAACUUGCAACUACUGAUGAGGCAUCAACAAAAGAGGCAUUAAAGUAUAUUUUCAGUGAUCUUGCAAACAAACUGUCUUCAGAUGUUCUCGUAUUACGGAUUUGCCACAGCUCCGUCUACGUGUGGCCAAACAACGGCAUGAACACUGUGCCAUCAGAACUGACUGAUGCCUCUGCUUGUAAGGAGAUAAUACGAUUUAUACAAUAUGAUCAUGAUGAUGAGACCAGACGAAAGCUUGGCAAAAAGAAGGAUAAAAAGUUACAAGAUACGCAACAGAUAGUCAAUAUAGACCUGAUGUUAGAGAUGACAUCUUCAUUAGCUCCUUUGGCUCCAGUCAUUGAACGGGAAAGCAAAGAACACCACUAUGUUAAUAUGACCUUACCAGUUGAUGUUGUUGUAUCGAUUUCUCCAGAAGAAACUUGGGGAAAUGUACGGAAUCUCCUGGUGAAUGCAAUUCACAGGCAAUUAACUGACAUGGAAAGAUGUAUCAUGAAAUACAGGAAGGGAACAUCAAUUGUGGUACCAGAACAAUUUCAUUUCAUGUUACCAGGAAAAAAUCACCUUGUAACAAUCUCAUAUCCUACAGGUAUUUCAGAUGAUCAACUGGAAAGUUACAGAAAGGAAUUACAUGGGUUGUUCAAUCUGCCAUGCGACAGACCAUAUUUCAAGAGAGCGAAUGCUUAUCAUUUUCCAGAUGAGCCAUAUAAAGAUGGAUAUCUCAGAAAUCCACAUGUACACCUUAAUCCCCCUGGUACAGACUCUGGUGUGGUUUAUUUAGUACAUGGCAUAUACAGUUACCAUCACUAUAUGCAGGAUCGCAUUGAUGACAGCGGGUGGGGCUGUGCCUAUCGCUCUUUGCAGACUAUCUGCUCUUGGUUCAAGCACCAAGGUUACAUGGAUGCAGCUAUACCAACACACAAGGAAAUUCAACAGGCACUGGUUGAUGCUGGAGACAAACCAGCAGCAUUUGUUGGCUCACGGCAAUGGAUUGGCUCUAUUGAGGUACAGCUCGUUUUGAACCAACUUUUUGGAAUAACAUCAAAAAUACUGUUUGUCAGCCAGGGUUCUGAACUAGCUUUGCAGGGAAGAGAACUUGCUAACCAUUUCAGUACAGAAGGAACUCCAGUUAUGAUUGGUGGAGGUGUUUUGGCUCACACAAUAUUAGGAGUGGCUUGGAAUGAGAUUACAGGGCACAUAAAAUACUUGAUUUUAGAUCCACAUUACACUGGAGGAGAAGAUCUGCAUGUUAUUUUGGAAAAGGGUUGGUGUGGAUGGAAGGGCCCAGAGUUUUGGAACAAGGAUGCUUAUUAUAACCUGUGUCUACCACAGCGACCAAAAACUAUUUAAAUUCUAAUCUUAUGCUGAAACAUGCUGAACCAGAAUACUAGCUGAUCAGGAUAUAACUGUCUUGUUAUUUAUGUUGUAUACAGAAGAUUUGGAUAAAGCUUUA